AGUUGUCCAGCCAGAGCCCUGGGUGGCCGAGCUCAGGCCUCCGCAGCACUCUUGGGUCUGAGCCGCCCUCGGGGCAGCCACCAGGACCGCAGCCAUGAACGGGACAGAGGGCCCGAACUUCUACGUGCCCUUCUCCAACAAGACGGGCGUGGUGCGCAGCCCCUUCGAGUACCCGCAGUACUACCUGGCCGAGCCAUGGCAGUUCUCCAUGCUGGCUGCCUACAUGUUCCUGCUGAUCGUGCUCGGCUUCCCCAUCAACUUCCUCACGCUCUACGUCACCAUCCAGCACAAGAAGCUGCGCACGCCACUCAACUACAUCCUGCUCAACCUGGCCGUGGCCGACCUCUUCAUGGUCCUUGGGGGCUUCACCACCACCGUCUACACCUCGCUACACGGAUACUUUGUCUUCGGGCCCACGGGAUGCAAUCUGGAGGGCUUCUUUGCCACGCUGGGCGGUGAAAUUGCCCUGUGGUCUUUGGUGGUUUUGGCUAUUGAGCGGUAUGUGGUGGUGUGUAAGCCCAUGAGCAACUUCCGCUUCGGGGAGAACCAUGCCAUCAUGGGCGUCGCCUUCACCUGGGUCAUGGCCCUGGCCUGUGCUGCACCCCCCCUCGUUGGCUGGUCCAGGUACAUCCCAGAGGGCAUGCAGUGCUCAUGCGGGAUUGACUACUACACACUCAACCCAGAGGUCAACAACGAGUCCUUUGUCAUCUACAUGUUCGUGGUCCACUUCACCAUCCCUAUGAUCGUCAUAUUCUUCUGCUAUGGCCAACUCGUCUUUACAGUCAAGGAGGCAGCUGCCCAGCAGCAGGAGUCGGCCACCACACAGAAGGCUGAGAAGGAGGUCACACGCAUGGUCAUCAUCAUGGUCAUCGCAUUCCUGAUCUGCUGGGUGCCCUACGCCAGCGUCGCAUUCUACAUCUUCACCCAUCAGGGCUCCAACUUUGGCCCCAUCUUCAUGACCAUCCCAGCAUUCUUUGCCAAGUCCUCCUCCAUCUACAACCCUGUCAUCUAUAUCAUGAUGAACAAGCAGUUCCGGAACUGCAUGAUCACUACCCUGUGCUGCGGCAAGAACCCACUGGGUGAUGACGAGGCCUCCACCAGCACCUCCAAGACGGAGACCAGCCAGGUGGCACCGGCCUAAGCCCUGCCAAGGACUCUACGGCCGACUGUAGAAGUCUCCCAUUCCCCACACCUAGCCCCAGCCACAGCUGCCCCACAGGAGCCAGGCCUGUCGGAAUCAGGCUGUGCAGGCUCCCUGAAUUAAAA
Enhydra lutris kenyoni (northern sea otter) is the source of this 1266-nucleotide messenger RNA. Its product is annotated as rhodopsin. Gene Ontology annotation, biological process: visual perception; phototransduction; G protein-coupled receptor signaling pathway. Bases 95 to 1141 code for a protein of 348 amino acids. Gene Ontology annotation, cellular component: photoreceptor outer segment; membrane. The record is from RefSeq and is a predicted model, not a curated record. Gene Ontology annotation, molecular function: G protein-coupled receptor activity. The transcript has 5 exons. NCBI's taxonomy places the organism in Eukaryota, Metazoa, Chordata, Mammalia, Carnivora, Mustelidae.